AAGCCCCCUCUUACAUCAGAACUCUUUUCUAAUGAUCCUCUGAGUGUCAUCUCAGGACCCUGGGCACACUCAUGGCACGAUGGCCAACCCUCAGGAGCACCUGAGCUGCUCCCCUUCCCCACACUUGCCUUUGAGUGAAAACAAAACCUUCAAUGGACUACAAGAUGACAUCGCACCUAUGCGAAGCCACCCUUCACCCAAGCUUCUUAAGGACCAGCAGGAAAAGGGGGUGGUGCAAACAGAGCUAAAUGAGGGCAUGAACAGCCCCAUCACCACAACAGUGUUGACAAGCGUAAGCGAGGAUUCCAGGGACCAGUUUGAGAACAGCGUUCUUCAGCUAAGGGAACAAGAUGAAUCAGAGAUGGCCAUGUCUCACGGGAACAGCAACACUGUGGAUGGAGAGGGCACAAGUGGAACUGAAGACAUCAAGAUUCAGUUCAGCAGGUCGGGCAGCGGCAGUGGUGGGUUUCUUGAAGGACUGUUUGGAUGCUUAAGGCCUGUAUGGAAUAUCAUUGGGAAGGCAUAUUCCACUGAUUACAAAUUGCAGCAGCAAGAUACUUGGGAAGUGCCAUUUGAGGAGAUCUCAGAGCUGCAGUGGCUGGGUAGUGGAGCCCAGGGAGCUGUCUUCUUGGGCAAGUUCCGAGCGGAGGAGGUGGCCAUCAAGAAAGUGAGAGAGCAGAAUGAGACGGAUAUCAAGCAUUUGAGGAAGUUGAAGCAUCCUAACAUCAUCGCUUUCAAGGGUGUUUGUACUCAGGCCCCAUGUUACUGUAUCAUCAUGGAAUACUGUGCCCAUGGACAACUUUAUGAGGUUUUGCGAGCUGGCAGGAAGAUCACACCUCGAUUGCUAGUAGAUUGGUCCACAGGAAUUGCAAGUGGAAUGAAUUAUUUACACCUCCAUAAAAUUAUUCAUCGUGAUCUCAAAUCACCUAAUGUUUUAGUGACUCACACAGAUGCAGUAAAAAUUUCAGAUUUUGGUACAUCUAAGGAACUUAGUGAUAAAAGUACCAAGAUGUCCUUCGCUGGCACAGUAGCAUGGAUGGCGCCAGAGGUGAUACGGAAUGAACCUGUCUCUGAAAAAGUCGAUAUAUGGUCUUUUGGAGUGGUGCUUUGGGAGCUGCUGACAGGAGAGAUCCCAUACAAAGAUGUAGACUCUUCAGCCAUUAUUUGGGGUGUUGGAAGCAAUAGCCUACACCUUCCAGUUCCUUCCACUUGCCCUGAUGGAUUCAAAAUCCUUAUGAAGCAGACAUGGCAGAGUAAACCUCGCAAUCGACCUUCUUUUCGGCAGACACUCAUGCAUUUAGACAUCGCAUCUGCGGAUGUACUUGCCACCCCACAAGAAACUUACUUCAAGUCUCAGGCUGAAUGGAGAGAAGAAGUAAAAAAACACUUUGAGAAGAUCAAAAGUGAAGGAACUUGUAUCCACCGAUUAGAUGAAGAACUGAUUCGAAGGCGCAGAGAAGAGCUCAGGCAUGCUUUGGAUAUUCGUGAGCACUAUGAGAGGAAACUUGAGCGGGCUAAUAAUUUAUACAUGGAAUUGAGUGCCAUCAUGCUGCAGCUAGAAAUGCGGGAGAAGGAGUUAAUCAAGCGUGAGCAAGCAGUGGAGAAGAAGUAUCCUGGGACCUACAAACGACAUCCUGUCCGUCCAAUAAUCCACCCUAAUGCCAUGGAGAAACUCAUGAAGAAGAAAGGUGUGCCUCACAGACCUGGGAUGCAGGCCAAGCGGCCAGAUCUGUUGAGAUCUGAAGGUAUCCCCAGUGUGGAAGUGGCUCCCACUGCAUCCCCUUUGUCCGGAAGUCCCAAAAUGUCCACCUCCAGCAGCAAGAGCCGAUAUCGGAGCAAACCACGCCACCGCCGCGGGAGUAGCCGAGGCAGCCAUAGUGACUUUGCGGCGAUCUUAAAAAGCCAGCCAGCCCGGGAAAAUUCACCCCAUCCCACUUACCUGCACCAGGCUCAGUCCGAAUACCCUUCUCCCCAUCACCGUAGUCCUCUGCAGCAGCAACACCAGCAACCCCCUCCUGCCACGUCUCAGAGUCACCGUCCCAGACUCGAUAUGCACGGACAGGACGUUGCAACCUGCGCCAACAACCUGAGGUAUUUUGGCCCCGCGGCGGCCCUACGGAGCCCACUCAGCAGCCAUGCUCAAAGACAGAUGCCUGGCUCCAGCCCUGACCUCAUCUCCACGGCCGUGGCAGCAGAUUGCUGGAAAAGUUCUGAGCCCGACAAGGGCCAGGCUGGCCCCUGGGGCUGUUGUCAGGCUGACCCCUAUGACCCCUGCCUCCAGCGCAGGCCAGAACAGCAUGGGUCCGUAGACGUCCCCUCUGCCAAGCCCGUGGGGAGGAACCCCAACCUUUUCAAGCCACCAGCACACAAUCCCCUCUCGGAAAAUGCCCAAGGUUCUGAGAAAAUGGAAGAAAAGGAAUUCAGCGGCUGUGGGUCUGCAUCAUCCCUCAACACCUCUCAUCACAUCACCCCCCCAGCGCUACCUCGAAAAACAAGGCCCCUUCAGAAGAGUGGAGAUGACUCCUCUGACGAGGAAGAAGGGGAAGUAGAUAGUGAAGUUGAAUUUCCACGAAGACAGAGGCCCCAUCGCUGUAUCAGCAGCUGCCAGUCAUAUUCAACCUUUAGCUCUGAGAAUUUCUCUGUGUCUGACGGAGAGGAAGGAAAUACCAGUGACCACUCAAACAGCCCUGAGGAGUUAGUGGAUAAACUCGAAGACCGCCUGGCAGAGAAGCUAGAUGACCUGCUGUCCCAGACGCCAGAGAUCCCCAUUGAGAUAUCCUCGCAUUCAGACGGGCUGUCUGACAAGGAGUGUGCUGUGCGCCGUGUGAAGACGCAGAUGUCUCUGGGCAAGCUGUGUGCGGAGGACCGUGGCUAUGAGAAUCCUAUGCAGUUUGAAGAAUCGGACUGUGACUCUUCAGAUGGGGAGCGUUCUGAUGCCACAGUUAGGACCAAUAAACACUACAGCUCUGCUACUUGGUAAUGAAAGAAUACCUACCCUGAAGAUCUCAUGACUAUACUGGCAUUUCACAUCCAUCCCACCCCCAGACUCUUCCCACUCUCUCCCUGCUUUUUUGUCUGGGAAGAGAGCUGCCCCAUCUUUCUUACCCCUAGACGU
Messenger RNA from Lagenorhynchus albirostris (white-beaked dolphin), 3115 nucleotides. RefSeq names its product mitogen-activated protein kinase kinase kinase 13 (gene MAP3K13). Gene Ontology annotation, biological process: protein autophosphorylation; JNK cascade. Gene Ontology annotation, molecular function: protein homodimerization activity; ATP binding; JUN kinase kinase kinase activity. Lineage: Eukaryota; Metazoa; Chordata; Mammalia; Artiodactyla; Delphinidae. Bases 80 to 2980 code for a protein of 966 amino acids. The transcript is spliced from 13 exons. The record is from RefSeq and is a predicted model, not a curated record.